CUCAGAGUGAGGCGGCGGCGAGGAGUCCGGGCCCCGCUCGCGCCUGGGCUGAAUCGCCAGGCUGCAGGAGGUGCCGGGAGCAGCCGCGCCCCCGUGUGUGAGAAAGACCUGUGACAGCAUGUGCGACUGUGUGACCGUGAGGGAUUGUGCACAGUGUGACCAUGUGCAACUGCGUGACCGUGAGGGACUGUGAACAGUGUGCCAGGGUGCGACUGUGUGACCGUGAGAAACUUAGUCAAUAGUGUGGCUGUGUGAAUAGUGUGAGACUGUGUGAACGGUGUGACUGUAUGCGACUGUGUGUGAAUAGUGUGACUAUGUGCUACUCUAAAUAGUGUGACCACGAGGGACUGAGUAUAAAUAGUGUGACUGUGAAGGAAUGUGUGACCGUGAGAGACUGAGUGUGAACAGUGUGACAGUGAGGGACUGAGUGUGAAUAGUGUGACUGUGAGGGACUAAGCAUGAACAGUGUGGCUGUGUGCGACCGUGUGAACAGUGUGAUUGAGAGACUGAACAGUGUGGAUGUGUGCAACUGUGUGUAGAGGGUGUGGCUGUGUGCGACUGUGGGUGAAUAGCGUGACCAUGAGGGACCGUGUGUGAACAGUGCGACUGUGUGUGAAUAGUGUGACUGUGAGAGACUAUGAACAGUAUGAGACUGUGUGAGUAUAGUUUUGACUGUGUGAGACCAUUUGUGAACAGUGUGGCUGUGUGCAACUGUGUGAUUGUGUGAGACCAUGUGUGAAUAGUGUGUGGCUGUGUGACUGUGUGUGUGUCACUGUGUAACCAUGUAUGUGGCUGUCUGAGGCUUUGAGACUGUAUGAAGAGUGAUUAUAUGAGACGAUGUGUGACCCUGUGAGACUACAUGUAUUUGAAUUAGUGUGUAGUGGUGUGAUGGUGAGUAGAACUGUAGGAACAGUGAUUGUGUGAAACAACAUGUGACUGAGACUUGUGACACUAUUUGAGAUUGUGUGUCACAGUGUGUGAUGGUGUGACUCUCAUGUGAGACUGUGUAUGACCAUGUCUGUGACGAUUUGAGACUGUGUGAGAUUGUGUGACCUUGGGGUUGUAUGUGACAGUGUAUGUCACCAUGUGUCAUUGUGCCAGUGAGUGUUGACAUUGUGACCAAGAGUGGCCAUUUGUAGCCCAGUGUGAUGGGAAGGGAAACCCUGGUGGCGUAGUGGUUAAGAGCUAUGGCUGCUAACCAAAAGGCUGGCAGUUUGAAUCUACCAGGCACUCCUUGGAAACUCUAUGGGACAGUUCUGCUCUGUCCUGUAGAGUUGCUAUGAGUCAGAAUCGACUCGACGGUGAUGGGUUUGGUUUGGUUUUUGGUGGUGGGAAGGAUGGGCUACAGCACAGGGGCGUGUCCACAAGCUGUCAGGGAAGCUGUCAGCAUGUGGGGUUGUACGGUCUGUGUGUCUGUGGUUUGUGUGGUGGGUGGGAGGCUGUGUGGGUGCCCUGGGAAGCUGGGUGCUCCACAGUUUGGGAAUCUCUGUUGGGAGAAAGAGAUUGAGAUGAAGGAGAGACAGGUAGAGAGGGGGACAGCAUUUAAAAAAGGAAGAGAAGGAGAGAGAUGAAAAGAGGAGAGAACUGUGGAAAGGGACAAGCUGAGAGGAGUCCCAGCCUUAGGCCUGGAAAGCAGAAGAUCAGGCUGCUGGGCCUCAGUCCUCUCUGCACAGGAGGACCGUCUUUCCGUUCAUCAAAUCUGUGGGGGGGGGGGGGGGGUGUGAGGAAUUGUAGAGGAAAAGGCAGAGGAAACCUACUACACUUCAGGUGUUUUGCUUACCUUAUAUGGCCAUGCUGAGAUUUGAAUCCAGGUUCAUAAGACUCUGUACCACACGGUGCUGCCAUCUUGGAAAAGUAUUCAUGAAAAUAAGUGACUGAUGUUUUAUGAGCACAAAGGAUGUGCCAAAUACUAUGCUAAAUGCUUUAUGUGGAUCAUUUCAUAAUCCUGCCAAAAGCUGCUGGGAGUAGGUACCAUUUUAUUGAUAAGUAAACAUGUUUGGAGUAGUUACAUGAAAGAUUGCAGAGCUAGUGAGUAGAGGAUCAGGUGUUUGAGUGCAGCCAUUCUGAUCUCUCAUCUAGUGGUUCUUACCACUAAGUUAUCCUGCGACUGAGGUAAUCGUUUACUCUUCAGGGCAGUGAGGUCUGCUGGAAAAGAGCUCAUGAUGAUUAAGGGAUUCAGAUGGCUGUUCAUGCAUAGUGUCUCUCUCUUUCUCUCUGAGGAAAUUGCUUAGAAGAGUCAAGAGAUUGGUUUUCAGGCGCGGUUUGUCAUAGGCCAGGACCGGAAGCAGGGUGUCCUGACUCUCAUUUGGUCCAUUGUCCUUCAAGCCCCCUGGCCCCUUCUAAUGCCUACUCUCUGUAAAAUCACCUUGUAGUGUUAUCUCUCAUCCUUGUAGAAAGGGUGGGGGCAUAUUUCCCUUCAGCAUCAUCAUCUAGUGGAAAGGCUAAGAAGUCUGACCUAGAUUCCACUUUCACUCAAUUACUUACUACUAUGGAAACUUAGAGUAUUUCACCUGUGAAGAUCCUUCAUGUGUGAAAGGGGGGAAAUAACCCCUGCUUGGUAGAGCUGUUCUGAAGGGUAAAUGCUGUUAUUGUGUAUAAUUAUAAAUGACGUGACUUAUGCACAGAAAAUUUACAUUGUAUUUUUGAAUUCUAAAGCACAAAGGAAGAAGAAUUGUAAAUUUAGAUAUGAAUUACUGAAUUCAGUGACAUUUCUGAUUUAUUUCUGUGGUCAGGGGAGAAGGAGAGAUAGAAGGAAAAGUGGGUUUCUAGGCUGGUGAUGCUGGAAACUGCAGGGCAGGGCUGGCAUUUUAUGGUUUCUUUCAUCCUCUCCAGCUCCACCUUCGCAGGACACUGCCUUUCUCCAAGGGAGACGCUUGAAGGGGGAGGACAGAAGAGCUGUCAUAAAUUCUUACAUUCUUAAAGCCAUGUCUGAGUUGGAGACCCUAAUCAUCCAGGGUGAUGUUAAGAACACAUGAGAACUCUUAUGCAGGUGGGUAUUAACCUUUUCUUAGCCAUGGGUUUUAGAUUUCUGGUGUUUGUUUCUAAGAAGUGAUGAUGUGUUGAGACAGUGUGCAUAAACAAUUAUGUGAUUUAUUAUCAACACGGACUUCAACCCAGAGAUCGGAGUCAGCAGCAGAAGCAACAGGCCAGUGGUACGUGAAACCACUCUGUCCAAUGGGCAGCCUCAAUUUGACCCUUUUGAUAUGAAAGUCAAGAAGUCCUGGUUGCCCAGUGGUUAAGUGCUUGGCUGCUAACUAAAAGGUUGGUGAUUCGAACCCACCAGCCACUCUGGUGGAGAAAAGACCUGGUGAUCUGCCCCUAUAAAGAUUUCAGCCUAGAAAACCCUGUGGGGCAGUUCUGCCGUGUCACAUGGGGUCGCUAUGAGUCAGAAUAGACUUGACGGCACACAACACAGGAAAGUCAUGUUACCACCUCUUGAUCUCAUCCUUGGUCUGUGUUGUAGACCCCUUCUCAGACUAUUCCUCAAAGAGGAGAUGGGUAGACUUAUAAGCAACUCUGUUUGUCCUUACUGCUUUCUUCAUUCACAUUGGGUUUUUCUUAUAACACCAUUGCCUAAGGUGGACGCACUUGUCCUAGGGCAGCCUGGCUUGGAAUACACAAAGUUCAUGUUCUAAUCAGGGCUGUUUUCUAAUAGUAAGUGGGUAUAUCACAAGUACAUAAAAAUGUUUAUCAAAAUAAGGUUGCUUUUUCUAGUUCAUACCUUAUAUAAAAAUGUAAAGUGAGGAGGCGGAGCCAAGGUGGUGGAAUAGACAGACGCUUCCGUCGAGCCCUCUUUACAACAAAGACCCGAAAAAACAAGUGAAACGAGUAUAUUUGUGACAAGCUGGGAGCCCUGAGCAUCAAAGGCAAGCUUAGACAAUGAACCGAGGGGCAGGGGGACGAAGAGGCCGUUCAGAGGUGGAGAGGAGUUACUAGACCUGAAUCGCGGGGAGCCCUCAGGCACCAUGCCCAGAGCGGCGGCGGGCUGGUACUAGCCUUUGGCUGCAGUUUCCUCAGGGAGAAGCAGCCAACCACACAGCCCUCUCACACCUCUGGAACCUGAGGAGAACGGCACUCUCGACAAAAGCUAAGUACUUGUGUGUUUUUUAUUGCACUCCCCCACCCCCAAGCCGGCUUCAGUGGCUAAAUCCCUGGGCCUGAGAUAGACCCUGGUGAGCACCUAGAGCCAUCCUCCUGGCCUUGGGGAAGGAAAAAAUUUGCAACUGGGGGGAAAAGAUAAUUUGCUAUCUCCAUUAACUGGGGGAGCUCAGGACAGAAGCGGCUGCUGUCCAGGCAUAAACCAUCUGUGGACCUUGUGCACCUUUCCCUUCUACAUGGACCUGUGUGGGCCAACAAGGGAAAAUAGGCCCUCGUUGGCAAACUCCAACCAUUUCAGCUGUGUGGUGGAGAGGUGGGCGUUUGACAUUUGACAUUGCUUUGCCUAUUAAACAACGUCCUCACCUAUCCACAUCAGGGACCUAAGGACUGGUAGCUCCACUCAGGUCACCCAGCCACCCGUGGCAGGGGUCCAGAGAUAACUGGUACCUCCCAGUCCUUACAACCAAAAACUUUGGGUGCCCGUGGUCUCUCUGCAGAACACACCCACCAGCAUGCUCUAGGGAACAGAGACGCAUUUUCCUCAGAGACACUUGGGGGUUGGUUCUCAGCCCCCUGCCUUGUUCAGAGCAUGACCCCCUGCUGCAAUCAGAUACGGGUAUAUACGCCAAUCACCCCUGCCCCUCUAAGACUGUAGGACAGAGCCUGUACUACACACUUGAUAUCAGCUACCUGGAAAUCUGAGCUGAAUUCGUACAAGAAAACUGAAUGGACUCCUAGACUGAUAUACCUGAUAACAGCUCUAGCCAGCUAGGGACAGGACACCAGAGCUCCAAAGGCAAAAAUAAUCAAGCUAGCUCACUCAAGCAACCCAUAGGAGUAUACCAAAACAAAACAAAGCAAGCAGCUACGGCAUAGUAAGCAAGCAUAAACUAAUACAAUAACUUACAGAUGGCUCGGAGACAACAGUCAGUAUCAAUUCACAUAAAGAAACUGACCAUGAUCACCUCAACAGGCUCUCAAAACAAAGAAUCCAGGGAUCUUCUAGAUGAAAGUGCAUCCCUGGAAUUACCAGAUGCAGAAUACAAAAGGUUAAUAUACAGAACCCUUCAAGACAUCAGGAAGGAAAUGAGGCAAUAUGCAGAACAAGCCAAGGAACACACAGAUAAAGCAACUGAAGAAAUUAGAAAGAUUAUUCAGGAACAUGAUGAAAAGUUUAAUAAGCUGGUAAAAUCCAUAGACAGGCAGCAAGCAGAAAUUCUGUAAUCAGAAAUUACAGAAUUAGAUAAUUCAAUAGAAAGUCAGAGGAGCAGAAUUGAGCAAGUAGAAGCUAGAAUUUCUGAACUCGAAGAUAAAUCACUUGGCACUAAUAUAUUUGAAGAAAAAUCAGAUAAAAGAUUUAAAAAAAAUGAAGAAACCUUAAGAAUCACGUGGGACUCUAUCAAGAGAAAUAACCUACGAGUGAUUGGAGUGCCAGAACAGGAGGGAUAACAGAAAAUGCAGAGAAAAUUGUUGAAGAUUUGUUGGCAGAAAACUUCCCUGGUGUUGCGGAAGAUGAGAAGAUAUCUAUCCAAGAUGCUCAUCGAACUCCACAUAAGGUAGAUCUGAAAAGAAAAUCACAAAGACGUUAUAAUCGAGCUUGCCAAACCGAAAGAUAAAGAGAGAAUUAUAAGAGCAGCGAGGGUAAAUGAAAAGUCACCUACAAAGGAGAGCCAAUAAGAAUAAGCUCGGACUACUUGGCAGAAACCAUGCAGGCAAGAAGGCAAUGGGAUGACAUAUUUAAGAAAUUGAAGGAAAAAAAAUUGCCUGCCAAGAAUCAUAUAUCCAUCAAAACUGUCUCUUAAAUACGAAGGUGAAAUUAAGACAUUUCCAGAUAAACAUAAGUUUAGGGAAUUCGUAAAAACCAAAAGAAAACUACAAGAAAUACUAAAGGGAGUUCUUUGGUUAGAAAAUCAAUAAUAUCAGGUAUCAACCCAAGAGUAGAACACUGGGCAGAGCAACCAGAAGUCAACCCAGACAGGGAAAUUCAAAAAUAAACAAAGCAAGAUUAUUAAAAAAAAAAAAAAGAACAAGAAGAAGCCCAACACACGAUAACGGUGAUAUUAUUAUAUAAAAGAAGACAACAUUAGAAUAAUAAAGAAAAAAAAAUAAAGAGGGACUAAGAAAUGUAAUCAUACACCUUCCAUAUGGAGAGGAAGAUACGGCGAUACAAAGAAAUAAAAGUUAGUUUUAAAUUUAGAAAAAUAGGGGUAAGUAAUAAGGUAACCACAAAGGAGACGAACUAUCCUACACAUCAAAAUCAAAUACAAGGGAAAAACAGAGACUCACCAGAAACAAAAUCAACACCAACAAAUACGAGGAAAGGACAAUCCAUAAAGAAAAUCUCCUCAGCCCAUAAAAUCAAGUGGGAAAAAGAAACUGUCAACACACAAAAAAAGACAUCAAAAUGAUAUCACUAAAUUCAUACCUAUUCAUAAAUACAUUGAAUGUAAAUGGACUAAAUGCAUCAAUAAAGAGACAGAGAGUGGAUGAAUGGAUUAAAAAACAAGAUCCAUUUAUAUGCUGCCUACAAGAGACACACCUUAGACUUAGAGACACAAACAAACUAAAACUCAAAGGAUGGAAAAAAAUAUAUCAAGCAAACAAGAAUCAAAAAAAAGCAGGACUGGCAAUAUUAAUUUCUGACAAAAUAGACUUUAAAGUUAAAUCCAUCAGAAAGGAUAAGGAAGGACACUGUAUAAUGAUUAAAGAAACAAUACACCAAGAAGAUAUAACCAUAUGAAAUAUUUAUGCACCCAAUGACAGGGCUGCAAGAUACAUAAAGCAAACUCUAGCAGCAUCGAAACGUGAGAUAGACAGCUCCACAAUAAUAGUAGGAGACUUCAACACACCACUUUCAGUGAAGGACAGGACAUCCAGAAAGAAGCUCAAUAAAGACAUGGAAAAUCUAAAUGCCACAGUCAACCAACUUGACCUCGUAGACAUAUACAGAACACUCCACCCAACAGCAACCAACUAUACUUUCUUUUCUAGUACACGUGGAACAUUCUCUAGAAUAGACCACAUAUUAGGUCAUAAAGCAAGCCUUAGCAGAAUCCAAAACAUCGAAAUAUUACAAAGCAUCUUCUCUGACCAUAAAGCCAUAAAAGUGGAAAUCAAUAACAGGAAAAGCAGGGAAAAGAAAUCAAACACUUGGAAACUGAACAAUACCCUGCUCAAAAAAGACUGGAUUAUAGAAGACAUUAAGGAUGGAAUAAAGAAAUUCAGAGAAUCCAAUGAGAAUGAAAACACUUCCUAUCAGAACCUUUGGGACACAGCAAAAGCUGUGCUCAGAGAGCAAUUUAUAUCAAUAAAUGCACACAUCCAGAAAGAAGAAAGGGCCAACAUCAAAGGAUUAUCCGUACAACUUGCACAAAUAGAAAGAGAGCAACAAAAGAAACCCACAGGCACCAGAAGAAAACAAAUAAUAAAACUUAGAGCUGAACUAAAUGAAAUAGAAAACAGAAAAACAAUUGAAAGAAUUAAGACGACCAAAAGCUGGUUUUUUGAAAAAAUCAAUAAAAUUGAUAAACUACUGCCCAAACUGACAAAAGAAAAACAGGAGAUGAAGCAAAUAACCCAAGUAAGAAAUGAGAUGGGUGAUAUUACAACAGACCCAACUUAAAAGAAUCAUAUCAGAUUACUAUGAAAAAGUAUACUCAAACAAAUUUGAAAACCGAGAGGGAAUGGAUGAAUUCCUAGAAACACACUACCUACCUAAACUAACACAAACAGAGGUAGAAGAACUACAUAGGCCCAUAAUAAAAGAAGAGAUUGAAAAGUUAAUCAAAAAACUCCCAACAAAAAGCCCUGGUCCGGAUGGCUUCACUGCAGAGUUCUACCAAACUUUCAGAGAAGAGUUACCACUACUACUAAAGGUAUUUCAGAGCAUGGAAAAGAACAGAAUGCUACCAAACUCAUUCUAUGAAGCCACCAUAUCUCUGGUACCAAACCAGGUAGACACCACAAGAAAAGAAAUAUAUCCCUCAUGAAUGUAGAUGCAAAAAUCCUCAACAAAAUUCUAUCCAAAAGAAUUCAACAGCAUAUCAAAAAAAUAAUUCGCCGUGACCAAGUGGGAUUCAUACCAGGUAUACAGGGAAAGUUCAACAUUAGAAAAACAAUUAAUGUAAUCCACCACAUAAAUAAAACAAAAGACAAGAAUCACAUGAUUUUGUCAAUUGAUGCAGAAAAGGCAUUUGACAAUGUUCAACACUCAUUCAUGAUAAAAACUGUCAACAAAAUAGGAAUAGAAGGAAAGUUCCUCAACAUAAUAAAGGGCAUUUAUACAAAGCCAACAUCCAACACCACCCUAAAUGGAGAGAGCCUGAAAACAUUCCCAUUGCAAUUGGGAAGCAGACAAGGAUGCCCUUUAUCACCACUCUUAUUCAACAUUGUGCUGGAAGUCCUAGCCAGAGCAAUUAGGAUAGAUAAAUAAAGGGCAUCCAGAUUGGCAAGGAAGAAGUAAAAGCAUCUAUUUGUAGAUGACAUGAUCUUAUACACAGAAAACCCUAAGGAAUCCACCAGAAAACUACUGAAACUAAUAGAAGAGUUCAGCAGAGUAUCGGGAUACAAGAUAAACAUACAAAAAUCAGUUGGAUUCCUCUACACCAACAAAAAGAACAUUGAAGAGGAAAUCACCAAAUCAAUGCCAUUUACAGUAGCCCCCAAGAAGACAAAAUACUUAGGAAUAAAUCUUACCAGAGAUGUUAAAGACUUAUACAAAGAAAACUAUAGUACACUUCUGCAAGAAACCAAAAGAGACUUACAUAAGUGGAAGAACAUACCUUGCUCAUGUAUAGGAAGACUUAAUAUUAUAAACAUGUCUAUUCUACCAAAAGCAAUCUAUACAUUUAAUGCAAUUCCAAUCCAAAUCCCAAGGACAUUCUUUAAUGAGAUGGAGAAACAAAUCGCCAAUUUCAUCUGGAAGGGAAAGAGGCCCCGGAUAAAUAAGGCAUUAGUGAAAAAGAAGAACAAAGCGGGAGGCCUUACUUUACCUAAUUUUAGAACCUAUUAUACCACCACAGUAGUCAAAAUAGCCUGGUACUGGUACAACAACAGAUACAUGGACCAAUGGAACAGAAUUGAGAAUCCAGACAUAAAUCCAUCCACAUAUGAGCAGUUGAUAUUUGACAAAGGCCCCAAAACAGUUAACUGGGGAAAAGACAGUCUUUUUGACAAAUGGUGCUGGCAUAACUGGAUAUCCAUCUGCAAAAGAAUGAAACAAGACCCAUACCUCACUCCAUGCACAAAAAUGAACUCAAAAUGGAUCAAAGACCUAAAUAUAAAAUCUAAAACAAAUCGACUCGACGGCACUGGGUUUUCACUGGGUUUUUAAAACGGUAAAGAUCAUGGAAGAAAAAAUAGGGACAACAUUAGGAGCCCUAAUACAUGGCAUAAACAGUAUAUAAGACAUUAUAAAGAAUGUGGAAGAAAAACUAGAUAACUGGGAGCUCCUAAAAAUCAAACACCUAUGCUCAUCCAAAGACUUCACCAAAAGAGUAAAAAGACUAUUAAAAAAAAAAAAUUACCUAUAGAAUGGGAAAAAGUUUUUAGCUAUGACAUUUCUGAUCAGCGCCUGAUCUCUAAAAUCUACAUGAUACUGCAAAAACUCAACUGCAAAAAGACAAAUAACCCUAUUAAAAAAUGGGCAAAAGAUAUGAAUAGACACUUCACUAAAGAAGACAUUCAGGUAGCUAACAGAUAUAUGAGGAAAUGUUCACGAUCAUUAGCCAUUAGAGAAAUGCAGAUCAAAACUACAAUGAGAUUUCAUCUCACUCCAACAAGGCUGGCAUUAAUCCAAAAAACACAACAGAAUAGAUGUUGGAGAGGCUGUGGAGAGAUUGGAACAUUUAUACACUGCUGGUGGGAAUGUAAAGUGGUACAACUACUUUGGAAAUCGAUCUGGCACUUCCUUAAAAAGCUAGAAAUAGAACUACCAUAAAAAAAAUAGAACUACCAUACGAUCCAGCAAUUGCACUCCUUGGAAUCUAUCCUAGGGAAAUAAGAGCCCGACACGGACACAUAUAUGCACACCCAUGUUUACUGCAGCACUGUUUACAAUAGCAAAAAGAUGGAAGCAACCAAGGCGCCCAUCAACAGAUGAAUGGAUAAAUAAAUUAUGGUAUAUUCACAUAGUGGAAUACUAUGCAUUGAUAAAGAACAGUGAGGAAUCUGUGAAACAUUUCAUAACAUGGAGGAGCCUGGAAGGCAUUAUGCUGAGUGAAAUCAGUCAGUUGCAAAAGGACAAAUAUUGUAUGAGACAACUAUUAUAAGAACCCAAGAAAUAGUUUAAACAGAGAAGAAAAUAUUCUUUGAUGGUUACAAGAGUAGGGAGGUAGGGAAAGUGGGAGAGGAGCAUUCACUAAGUAGAUGGUAGAUAAGAACAACUUUAGGUGAAGGGAAAGACAGCACACAAUACAGGGGAGGGCAGCACAAUUGGACUAAACCAAAAGCAAAGAAGAUUCCUGAAUUGAAUGCUUCGAAGGCCAGCGUAGCAGGGGCAGAGGUCUGGGGACUACGGUUUCAGGGGACAUCUAAGUCAAUUGGCAUAAUAAAAUCUAUUAAGAAAACAUUCCUCAUCCUACUUUGAAGAGUGGCAUCUGGGGUCUUAAAUGCUAACAAGCAGCCAUCUAAGAUGCAUCAAUUGGUCUCAACCUACCUGGAUCAAAGGAGAAUGAAGGACACAAGGCGAUCACGAGCCCAAGAGACAGAAAGGGCCACAUCAACCAGCGACUGCAUCAUCCUGAGACCAGAAGAACUAGAUGGUGCCCGGCUACAAUCAAUGUCUGCCCUGACAGGGAACACAACAGAGAACCCCUGAGGGAGCAGGAGAGCAGUGGGAUGCAGAUCCCAAAUUCUCGUAAGACCAGACUUAAUGGCCUGACUGAGACUAGAAGGACCCCGGUGGUUAUGGCCCCGAGACCUUCUGUUGGCCCAGGACAGGAACCAUUUCCAAAGCCAACUCUUCAGACAGGGAUUGAACUGGACAAUGGGUUGGAGAGGGAUGCUGGGGAGGAGUGAGCUUCUUGGAUCAGAUGGACACUUAAGACUAUGUUGGCAUCUCCUGCCUAGAGGGGAGAUGAGAGGGUGGAGGGGGUUAGAAGCUGGUGAAAUGGACACAAAAAGAGAGUGGAGGGAGAGAGCUGGCUGUCUCAUUAGGGGGAGAGUAAUUGGGAGUGUGUAGUAAGGUGUAUAUGGGUUUUUGUGUGAGAGACUGCCUUGAUUUGUAAAGUUUCACUUAAAGCACAGUAAAAAUGAUUAAAAAAUAAAUAUAGUGAUUAUAGGACUGUGCUAGGGAACGUACAAAAUGAGUGUUCAAAAGUUAUAUGAAAGCAUUGUGUUCUAGGGAUGCUGAAACCUUUUUAAAGGAGCUUCUACUGGACAAAUAUGAUCAUGAAAAUAAUGAUAAUAACAGACUAUAAUUCAUUAAAUAAAAGAGCAAUUUAAGAGUAACACUCAUAUAUACGUAUACGUGUGUGUAGAAUAGAAAGCUCUUAAAAUGGAAUUGUAAUGAAUGAAUAUAGAAGGAACGAUAAAAAAAGAGCAGUGUGAUAGCAACUAAUAAUAACUUAAUCAGUCAUGCGACACUAAUGUACGCUAAACUCAGUGGGUAAAAAUGGAAUAAAGAUUGAGAUCGUUGUGGCUUGUAUUGUGUCCCCCCAAAAUAUAUGUUGAAGUCCUAACCCCUGUACUUAUAAAGGUGAUCCUGUUUGGAAAUAGGAACACUAAGGAUUAACAGCAGCCACUAGAAGCUGAAAGAAACAAAGUAGGACCUUCCCCUAGAACCAACAAUCUGAAUAUGGACUUCAGGUCUUCUGAACUGAUUUGGUGACAUUUGGGGAUGUGGCAGUAGAUUUCUCUCAGGAAGAGUGGGAAUGGCUGAACCCUGCUCAGAGGACUUUGUACAGGAAGGUGAUGUUGGAGAACUAUAGGAGCCUGGUAUCACUGGCAGGAGCUUCUGUUUCUAAGCCAGAUGUGAUCUCAUUAUUGGAACAAGGAAAAGAACCCUGGAUGGUGAAGAAGGAGGGGACAAGACGCACAUACCCUGAUUGGGAGUAUAUAUUUGAAAACAGUGAAUUUUCAUCAAAGCAAGCUAUUUAUGAAGAAUCAUCCAAAGUGGUGACAAUAGGAAGAAGCCAUCUCAGUUAUGGCCUUGACUGCUCCAGUUUGAUAGACUGUAAAAGUGAGGGUUGUUUUAAGAGGCAUUUGGGAAGUCAUGAGGCACAUUCAAGUCAGUUGAUCUUCACGCAUAAGGAAAUCCUUACUGAAGAACAAAGUAAUAAAUAUAAUAAAUCUUGGCAAACUUUCCAUCAGGAUGCAAUGCUUGAUAUACAACAGAUCAUUCCCACCAAAGAAAGAGUACGUAAGCAUGAGCCACAAAACAAAAGCUACCGAAAAAAAUGUGUUGAAAUGAAACGUAAGAAAGUCUAUAUGGAAAAGAAACUUUUGAAAUGUAAUGAAUGUGAGAAAGUCUUCAACCAGAGCUCAUCCCUCACUCUUCAUCAGCGAAUUCAUACUGGAGAGAAACCUUAUGCGUGCGUUGAAUGUGGGAAAACCUUCAGCCAAAGUGCAAAUCUAGCUCAACAUAAGAGAAUACAUACUGGGGAGAAACCCUAUGAAUGUAAGGAAUGUAGGAAAGCUUUCAGCCAGAAUGCACACCUUGCUCAACAUCAGAGAGUUCAUACUGGAGAGAAACCUUAUCAGUGUAAAGAAUGUAAAAAAGCCUUCAGCCAGAUUGCACACCUGACUCAACACCAGAGAGUUCAUACUGGAGAGAGACCUUUUGAAUGUAUUGAAUGUGGAAAGGCUUUUAGCAAUGGUUCAUUUCUUGCUCAGCACCAGAGAAUUCAUACAGGAGAGAAACCUUAUGUGUGUAAUGUGUGUGGGAAAGCCUUUAGCCAUCGUGGAUACCUAAUUGUACAUCAGAGAAUUCAUACUGGAGAGAGACCCUAUGAAUGUAAAGAAUGUAGAAAAGCCUUCAGCCAAUAUGCACACCUUUCUCAGCAUCAGAGAGUUCAUACUGGAGAAAAACCUUAUGAAUGUAAAGUAUGUAGAAAAGCGUUUAGCCAAAUUGCAUACCUUGAUCAACAUCAGAGGGUCCAUACUGGAGAGAAACCUUAUGAAUGUAUUGAAUGUGGGAAGGCAUUUAGCAAUAGUUCAUCACUUGCACAACAUCAGAGAAGUCAUACUGGAGAAAAACCCUAUAUGUGUAAGGAAUGUAGGAAAACAUUUAGCCAGAAUGCAGGCCUUGCUCAACAUCAGAGAAUUCAUACUGGAGAAAAACCAUAUGAAUGUAAUGUUUGUGGGAAAGCCUUUAGCUAUAGUGGAUCUCUUACUCUACACCAGAGAAUUCAUACUGGAGAGAGACCCUAUGAAUGUAAGGAUUGCAGGAAAUCUUUCAGACAGCGUGCACACCUUGCUCAUCAUGAGAAAAUUCAUACUAUGGAGGCAUUCUUGACUCUUUCCUCUCCCUCGCCGUCCACAUCCAUUCAGUUACCAAGAUCUGUAGGUUAUAUCUCCUAAAUAUGUCUGGAAUCUGAUCCCUUUAAUACAUUUCCAUUCCAUCAUCCUUGUCUAAGAUACAGUCUAUCUGAUGUGGACUGUGGAAAUAACUUUCUAAUUGGUCUUCCUGUAUCCACCAUUGUCUGCUUCAAUCAUCCACAUUGCAGCCAAACUUAAAUUUUUUUAAAUAUAAGUUUAAUCAUACCAUUUCUCCCUCACUGAAACCCUUCAGUAAUAUCCCAUAGUUCUUAGGUUAAAAGCACACAGUCCUCAAAAUAGCCUUAGAGAUCCCUUUCUCCCCCACACCUUGUUCCAGUAUACUUUCCAAAGAAAUAUCAUGUCAAUAUUUAUUUCAUUUUCUGGAUACUUAACCAGAAUUAAGAACUCAGACUUCAGCAUCAAACAGAUCUGAGUUACAAUCCUUGCUCUUCCAUUUUGCCUUCUUAUUUUGAGGAACGUCUUAGCCUUUGUGACCUUCAGUCUUCUUAUUUAUAUUAUGGGAAUAAUAAUGGUUCUACCUCAAAAGUUAAUGAGAUAAUGCAUGUAAAUUGCUCAGCAGAGUGCCUAGCAUAAAGUAACAAUAAACAAUGAUGUAAAAUAAAAAGAUACUGUGGUGUGCAAAGAAGAGCUGAUCGUCUCAGCCAUAAUCAAUUGACAAAAAAGUAGCAGCAUCUCAGGACUAGGAGAUUGUAAAGGUUUUUGAUUAGGAAGUGUCACUGUUCUAAAGAUGGGUGAUGAGUCUAUCCUAUACUGUAGGAUUCACAUUAGAUUCUGUGAUUAUAUAGGGUAAGAUGGUGAUUUUUCAUCAUUUCAGCACAAAUAUAUAGAGAGAUGACUUUGUUGGGUAAGAAAAAACUAACCUUAUUGGAUGCUCAACGGUUCUAAGAAGUCACAUUUUAAGACAUUUUAAAUAAGACAAAUAGAAUUUACUGAGAUGUAUGUGUUGUUUACCUAACAAAAACUUGAAAAGAUCAAUAACCAAAGAAUAGAAAAUAAAGUGUUAAACUCCCUUUCCUAAUUCUAAGUGGAAUUAGACUUAUGACAUUAAAAUUAGAAAAAGUUGUUAAUCUUCUAAACAGUAAUUCUAAAACUAAAGAGAAAAAGAAACCAAAGCUAUAGGUCAGUGCUCCUAAACUGGCUGUUUGGUUUGGUAUGCAUCAUGUUCAAAACGAACAUGAUUUCCUUUAAGAUGGCAUGUGUUCUCUGGUUCUCCACAGUCCCAAGCACCCCGUUUUACAUUUAACCUGUUUUACUCUUUACUUACUUUCCUUGCUCUUGAAGGCUUGAGUUUGCAAUCAAUGCAGUAACUAAUUCACAUAUGAAUGAAGAUAAAAAGAGUGGUGAAAGUUCCAUGAAGGAUGAAAAGACUAGAACAAAUAGACAUUAUGUUCUCCUGGUUGGAAGAUGGAACAUCAUAAAGAUGUCAGUAGACCCCAAAUUAAUCUACAAUUCCUUGUACCUAACACCACCACAAGAAUAUAUUUUUAGUUACUGUACACGUGUGCACGGACACUUUUUUUGUGUGUGUGCAUACACGUAUAUACAUACCUUCAUAUAGAUACAUAAAGUACAUACUAAAGGUGAUAUUUCACAUCAGUGAUUAACAGUGUUAAGGAACUUGACUGUACAAAGACAACCAUUCUGUACAUGAAAAUUAUUUCCAAGUGUUUUAUUUAAAUAUGAAAUAUUAGAGGACACUAACAUACUUUGAUAAUCAUGGAGUGAGAACAAUUUUCCUAAGCAUGACAUGAGAUCCAAAAGCCACAAAGGAAAAAAGGUGCAUAGAUUGUCUCCGCAAGAACUUUAAAACAUUUGUACGAUCAAAGACAGUAUAAAAAUUAAAAGAUUUUUAGUCAGAAUGGAAGAAAAUCAUUGCAACAUAUAUGACAUGAAAUUCAUAUCCUUACUAUAAAAGUGCUACAAAUCACUUAGAAACUGACACCACAUUGCAGCCCCAUAGGCAAAGAAUAUGAGCAGGCAUCUGGUGACUGAUAAACGUGCUAAGUACUGAAUCUCACCAGGAUCAGAAAAAAACACACCAAUGAAACAACAUUUUUGCAACAUUUUGCAACAUCAGCUUGAUAAAAAUUUGCAUUGUGAAAGCAUAGGAAUACAGACACUUGCACUGAUUUGGGGAGUUUGAAUUUGUACAACCUUUCUGGAAGACAAUUUGUCAAUACCAAUUUUCCACAGGAAAACCAAGAUUUUCUGUAGCAGCUAACAGAUGGCACACAAGUUUGUCUUCCCCUCAUAUCCCAUUAAACAGACAAAAGAAUGGAAAAGGUGCCAAACGUAUAAUGAAAGCUAUAACAAAUGUACAGCUCUUCAAGUUAGCAACUCCAUUGCUAGAAAUUUAUGCCAGGGAAACACAAGUGUUCAAGAUCAACACACAGGGAUGUCCACUGCACAAUUAUAUUAGUGAAAAAGGGAAAUAAAUGUUAAUCAUUCUGUGAUUAAUAAACUAUGAUACAUAGGUUCAACAGGCUACCGUGAAGAAUUUAUAUACAUAUAUAACGCUUAUAACACAAACAGCCCUAAUAAAUAUGUUAAAUGAAAAGUUACAUAGUUUGAUCACAAUGUAGAAUUUAAAACAGUUGAAAACUACAUUCCACAAAUAUUUAUUCAAGCCUUGUAAUACGUCAGGAUACAUGCUAGGUGGUGGUGAAACAAAAUAGACAUGGAACCCACUGUUAGGAAGAUUAGAGUCUGAUUGGAAAGAGUUCUUCAAAUAAUUCCACAAAUACACUUUGCCAACUGAGUAGUGCUAUGAUGUUGCAGUACAGGGUGCUAUGAACACACAAAACAGAACAAUUAGAUUUGGUCUGGGAGUCAGGAAAGGAUUUCCUGGGGAAGUGCUGCUUCAACUGAGGCCUGAAAAUUGAGAAAGCAUUAACCAAAAUGAAACUAGUUGCCAUCAAGUUGAUUCCGACUCAUGGUGACCCCAUGUGUCAGAGCAGAACUGUGCUCCACAGAGUUUCCUGUGGCUGUUUUUUUGGAAGUAGAUCACCAGGGCUUUCUUCGAGGAGUCUCUGGGUAGACUCGUACCUCCAACCUUUCAGUUAGCACGUUAAAUGUGCCACCCAGGGACUCUGGGGAGAAAAAGUGAAGGAAGAGUGUUCCAGGCUGAGAAAAUAGUAUAUCUAAAGCUUUGGGAAUGGGAGUAUGAGUAUGGCCCAUUGAGGGAGAGAGAUAAUUUUAUGAGAUUGAAGCCAGAGAUAAACAGUUAAUAAAUCCUGAAUGAGCUUGUUCGACCAUGAUAAAGGAUACUAUCUCAAAAGAAUGCUGAGAUCUGCAAGGUUUUAAGAGGUAUAUGAUAGGGCGUAAUGAGUCAGAAUUGACUGGACAGCAAUGGGUUUGAUUUGGUUGGGUUGAUGCUAUGGAGAUGUGAAAGUAUAGAGUCACCACUUGAGAAGACUACAGGGAAAGUGACCUCAAGGGAGGAAAGGAAGUGGUAGGAACAAUCAUAAAAGUUAUGAGGAAGUUUGCUGAAUAUUAAGUGGUGAUCAUUCCAGAGAAAAGAGGUGAUAACUAGGCCUGACAGUGUAUGGGAGGAAUAGUUCAGCUAUCUUCAAUCUCUUAAGAAGGAAGUACGAAAUACAAGAUCUGCAUUUGUCACAGUGAGGGCCACCAUCUUAUCACGAUGCACAUUUUGGGGUUGCCUAAUUUACAUAUCUAAGGUAUGAAAUGGACGAAACACCUCUCUCAGGCUCAAUCCACUGAGGCAUGGAGAUUUGUGGAGCCGAGUGUGAGAGGGAAGGGUAAUUAGCCUUUAUUCUCAUCCUUUCCUGUGGCAAAGGUAAGUUAAAUUUCCACGGGUCAAGUGAACACAGUACAAAGUGGCUUGUUACUAAGCUGCCUUUCCUGUAAUCCCGGGCGGCUACACGCUAGACAAGACAACCCCAACAGCAAGAGGCUGGGACUGGAGUAACAAAAAGUGGUUAAGGCUCACCUGGAAUUCCUUUUAAGGUCCUCCAUAGGCCUAUACCACCACUCAUCUGUCAGUUUGUCAUUCUGUGGUGGCUUCUGUGUUGCUGGGAUGCUGGAAGCUGUACCACUGGCAUUUCAAAUACCAGCAGGGUCACCCAUUGUGGACAGGUUUAAGCGAAGCUUCCAGACUUAGGCAGACUAGGAAGAAGGACCUGGCGAUCUACUUCUGAAAAAAGUUGGCCAGUGAAAACCUUAUGGAUAGCAGAAUGUUGUCUGCAUAGUGCCGGAAGAUGAGCCCCUCAGGUUGAAAGUCACUGAAAAUACUACUGGAGAAGAGCUGCCUCAAGGUACAGUCAACCUCAAUGACACAGAUGUGGCAUGACACAAAAUGUUGUACAGGGGGUUGCUGAGUUGGAGCCAACUUCAUCAUACCUAAGGAUAGAAGGCCUCCCUCACGGAUGGUGCCAGGUAGAGACACCACCAAGAGAAAGUGAGGCUACUUACGUAAAAGGCAGCAGAUCUGAUCUACAAAGAAGGUGGCCGUAAGGAAACAUCAUUUUCCUACUCCCUUUUCUUGAGCUCUAUAGAAGAGUGGUGUGGACUGAUAUAUCUCCAUAAGGAGGGUAAUCUGAAUGUAGGAGGAUCCUUUAUAAGUAUUUACUAACUUCUAAAUUUAAAGUGGUAGAGCCAAGAUGACUAUGUCCUUUUUGAAGCCUAGUUAAAGCAACAAGAGGCAGAUGUGGAAGUGCUAUUUUUGAUGAAGAAACAUCUAUCUCUGAGGCUCAAAAUCCACAAAGAAGUGCUGCUAAACAUGGUGAGAAUCCAGGGAGAGAAACUGCUGCUGCACUGAGGACUGCAAAAUUCCCCCAAGGUAGUGGCAUGCCGGGAAAGACAAAUGAGAGGGCACUGGGAUCGGAGCCAUUACACCACUUUGAUCAGGCUGGCUUUAAGAGCUUCCACUCGAUUUGCAAUUACAGAGUGGCAGAAGAAGGGGGCAAGAGGGCUUGAGGAUAUACACGGAUUUUGAAAAGAGAAUAUCAUUUGGCAGAGAAGAACUAUACCCAUGACUUGCAGGACUGCACAGUGAAGGCUAACUCCUUGCUACUCAAAGUGUGGUGUAUGGCUCAGCAGCAUCAUUAUUACUUGAGAUUUUGUUAGAUCUUCAGGUGAUCUGAAUACACAUUAAAGUUUGAGAGACUCUGGGCUAAGAGAAACUUACUGCCCUUUGAAAAAUACGGGUCUGGAAAAGCUAGCUCCCCUUGUUUGAAAUGUCUAAGCCCAGCCUUUCAUCAGUGACCUGAUGAAUAAUGGUAGACUCAGACUUACAGAAUCUGCCCUCACCAAAACUGAACAAAGUACAUGCCAGCAUCACUGAGAGAUGAAAAGUGGUGCUACCUCAUAUCACACACUAUGAAAAGUAUUAUAGAGAAACAACAGGGCCAAACUAAAAGCAUACGCCAGGAUAUGUGGCAUUUUCUGCCCCCUGGUAAGAGCUGAAUAACAGAGAAAAAGCAGAUUUCUGAAAAUCUUCACUGAUAUAUCCCAAUUUGGUGGAGAAGAUUUUGGCAGCACUUGGCAAACAAACCCAAACCCAUUGCUGUCGAUUCCAACUCAUGAUGACCCCAUGUGUUACAAAGUAGAACUGAACUCCACAGGGUUUUAAUGGCUGUAAUCUUAAUGGAAGCAAAUCACUAGGCAUUUCUAUUGUGGCUACACUAAGUGGGUUUGAACUGUCAACCUUUAGGUUAGUAGUCAAGCACAAA
Molecule: messenger RNA, 19286 nt
Organism: Loxodonta africana (African savanna elephant)
Lineage: Eukaryota; Metazoa; Chordata; Mammalia; Proboscidea; Elephantidae
Gene: ZNF583
Product: zinc finger protein 583
Exons: 5
Coding region: 12010-13617 (535 amino acids)
Biological process (GO): regulation of transcription by RNA polymerase II
Cellular component (GO): nucleus
Molecular function (GO): DNA-binding transcription factor activity, RNA polymerase II-specific; RNA polymerase II cis-regulatory region sequence-specific DNA binding
Source: RefSeq, a predicted model, not a curated record